Messenger RNA from Penicillium griseofulvum, 387 nucleotides. RefSeq lists its product as uncharacterized. Lineage: Eukaryota; Fungi; Ascomycota; Eurotiomycetes; Eurotiales; Aspergillaceae. The record is from RefSeq and is a predicted model, not a curated record. Bases 1 to 387 code for a protein of 128 amino acids. The transcript has a single exon.
AUGAAAUUCAUCAUUUCUGCUGCUGCCUCUCUUGUGGCAGUCAUCGCCUCUGCCACGCCUCUUGAGGUCCGCCAGUCGAACCAAGUCACCGUGGCUCUAUCCAAUGACCAAUCUGGAGCCUAUGCUGGCGUGACAAUCCAAGCUGAUGGCACUGAUAAGAGCAUCUUCUCCCUCUUUGGUGGCACUUCUGUUGGGGCAGGUGGUACUGUCAAGGCAACCGCUGCACAACUCACCAACUUUGCGCAAUCCAUCAAUUGUGUCAUCACGAACAAUGGCGCUACCAUUGGUACCUUGACUGCCCAACAAACCUAUCUGGAUCUUGAUGGAAGCUCCCAUGCAGCUAUUCCAGUCAAUCUCAACGAUGCUCGGAUUCACUGCCGUAUUUGA